Salvia hispanica is the source of this 2757-nucleotide messenger RNA. RefSeq names its product putative disease resistance protein At1g50180. Lineage: Eukaryota; Viridiplantae; Streptophyta; Magnoliopsida; Lamiales; Lamiaceae. Gene Ontology annotation, molecular function: ADP binding. The record is from RefSeq and is a predicted model, not a curated record.
AUGGCGGAGGCAGUGACGUCGGUUGCCCUAUCAACCUUUCGCGAUCUGCUCUUAGAGGAAGCUAGAUUCUUAAUAGGCGUUCGCAGAGAAGUGAGGACACUAGAGAACGUUCUUAAAGAUACGAAAGCUCUUCUGAUUGAUGCUAAAAGACAACAACACGACACUGAGACCGUCCGCAGCUGGCUCAAGCAGGUUAGGGACCUCGCCUACAGAGCUGAAGAUGCCAUUAGUCUCUAUGCAACCAUUAAAGUUUCAUCCAGGAUAAGUCUGCUCCGUCGAUGCUCUUGCAUCCUUAAAGGGAGCUUCUCUCUCCACCAGAUUGCCUCUGAAGUCAAAGAAAUCAAAUCCGAGAUUGCAAGAGUCAACACAAGCAUGCAAAACUACGGGCUAAAAAGCAUCAUUCAAGGGGAAAGCUCCGCCGACGGCAGUGAGAGGAGAUGGCAGACCUUCCCCUUUGACACUGAAGUUUUUGUGGGGAAAGAAGAAGAAGUGGAGCAACUUGUAUCCCAUAUAGUUGGUGAUGAAGAACACCCCGUUAUUUCGCUGUGGGGGAUGGGUGGCAUUGGCAAAACUACUAUUGCUCGGAAAGUGUACAAUCACCCCAGUACCAGGCGUUCCUUUGAAUCCUUCGCAUGGGUUUGCAUUUCUCAAAAGUGCGACUCCAAAUCAGUUUUGGAGGAUGUCAUGACGCAACUCAGCCCAAUCCACAAUGGCUCAGAUUUGAGCCUCCCAGAGUUGACACGCCAAUUGUUUCAAGUCCAGCAGGUUAAAAAGUGCAUGCUUGUCGUUGAUGAUAUUUGGAGUACUCACCAUUGGGAACAUCUUAAGCACGCCUUCAAUCCAAAAACCAAAAUUUUAUUGACCACAAGAAUUUACAGCGUUGCGAAAAUUGGAUUCGCAAUCAAGGCUGGCCUCCUCAGCGACGAUGAGGGUUGGGAAUUGCUCAAGAAGAAAGCAUCUACACAUAUGAAUUUUCCUAAUUUCCAAUCCGAAGAAAAUAAUAUGCUUGAGAAAAUUGGGAGAGAAAUGGUAGGCAAGUGUGGGAAUUUACCACUUGCCGUUUCAUUACUUGGCGGGAUACUGAGUAACAAGAAAUCAAGUAAAGAGUGGGGAUUAGUUAAUGAAAACAUAACUGCAUUACUGUACAGAGGUGUUGAAAAUGUGAAAGAUGAAAUUCAGGGAGUGUUGUACUUAAGUUACCAGGACCUGCCUUAUUACUUGAAGCCAUGUUUUCUCUACAUGGGUAUUUACAAGGAAGAUGAAGUCAUAACUGCGAUCGAUCUAUGUUUGAUGUGGAUUGCACAGGGCAUGAUUUCGCGUGAGAAUAACUCAGAUGAAGUGAAUUUGGUGGAAAUAGCACAACACUACUUGAGUGAGUUGGCAUCUAGGUCAGUUGUGGAGAUUGUAUGUGAUGAUCCUAUUCGAGGACAGACGACCAGAUUGUGUAAACUUCAUGAUGUUGUGCGAGAGAUGUGCCUGUCAGUGGGAAUGGAAGAAGAUUUUGGCUUGCAAAACUUAGAUUACGAGGGUGGAGCAUUUAGUGGUUUUUUGCAUGCCAGUUUGUCACGCGUUAAAACACGCCAUUUGGUGGUGAAUUUGAAAAGUGAAAUAAAAGAAGAAAACAAUGAGCUCACAGUCACUUGCAACGAAAAUACCACCAGAAUUGUGAGAUCUCUACUUUUCAUCAAUGACAUCCACGGAAGAUCAGAGAUUGAAUUUCCGGAGUUUGAUUUGAAGAACUUCAAAGUGCUUAAAACUCUAUCUUUAUCUGGAGUUAAUUUCAAGGGAGGAAAACUGCCUAAGGCAAUAAGUAAACUAUUUCUGCUUCGGAUUUUAAGUUUGCGUGAUUGCAAUUUUGAUGAACUACCAUCGUCCGUAAGCAAUUUGGUAUACUUGCAUACCCUUGAUUUAUGGAAUAGUCGAAACAUAUGGAUACCUAAUGAUGUUUUGAAUAGAAUGGUACGACUAAAGCACUUGUUUCUUCCUACAUACCAUGUUGGUUUUGAGGAGAUAGAGGAUUAUAGACUAAUGUUGGAUGGUCUUGAACAGCUAGAGACAUUGGUUGGGUUUAACAGUUUGGUGCAUCAACUUAAUUCUCCAACCAAAAUGAAGAACCUCCGACAUUUUGAAGGCACAGUUCAUGACAAUCAAAGCCUUUCUGAUAUCAUUCAUGCCUCGUGUACGAGCUGGAAGGAUUUAAUCUGUGGUGGUCUUAAAAUCAGAGAUGGCUGCCAGUUUUCAUCUGCAGAUGAGGAUGUGAUGAAUUUCAAGAAGUUGUUUACUCUUCACAACUUGUACAUAUUUGUUCCGAUAGGAAAUCUGCUCAAGGAGUUGGGCAACCAAGUCUAUACCUCAAAUCUGGUUCUUUUGAUCUUGUCCGAUUCUGAAAUUUUGGAGGACCCAAUGGAGACAUUGGGAAAGCUUCCCCUUUUAGUUGAUCUGUUGAUGUCUGAGAGAUGCUUUUUGGGGGAACAAAUAACAUGCCAUGCAUCUGCAUUUCCUCGUCUCGAGAAGCUUGGAAUAGCAGGUUUACCAAACUUAAGAGAAUGGAAAGUGGAGAAAGGAGCCAUGCCCCUCGUUUCAAAGAUGGGUAUCCAUAACUGCCCUUGCUUGGAGAUGGUUCCUGAUGGAUUCAUAUUCCUUGAUGCUUUAAAAGAUCUGCACAUUUGCGGAAUGCCAGAAGUAGGAGAACGAGUGACUGAAGGCGGUGAGGAUUUCCACAAAGUGCAGCAUGUUCUUUCCAUCGUGGUCAGGUAG